Hyaloscypha bicolor E is the source of this 1857-nucleotide messenger RNA. RefSeq lists its product as uncharacterized. The record is from RefSeq and is a predicted model, not a curated record. NCBI's taxonomy places the organism in Eukaryota, Fungi, Ascomycota, Leotiomycetes, Helotiales, Hyaloscyphaceae. The transcript has 2 exons. Bases 1 to 1857 code for a protein of 618 amino acids.
AUGGCUCGAACACGCUCGUAUUUCAGCACUCGCGCUCGCAAGCGCCAAAGUGAGCACCAGACCAGGAACAAGACCGAGCACGUGCCCGCCCGCAUUCUCGCACGUGAGCCGGUACCCCUCGACCCAGGGCGGCCCUCACUGGCGGAGCUGCCCGACGAUGUGGUGCUCCUAGUCCUCAGCUUCGCACGGCAUGUCCAGCACCACACGGUACACAUCAACCUGAGCCAGCGUAGCCAGGCGCUAGGGCGCCUCGAUGUCCUGGCACGCAAUCUUCUGCUGUCUGCCGUCCGCGUGCUCGAGGUAGACAGCAGUAGCAAUGUAGCCCAGGAAGGAGAGGAAAGGGACGAGAUCCUGACCCGGCUGGCCGAUAUGCUGCCACACAUGACUGGGCUGCGUGACCUGAACUGGCACUUGCCACCUGUCUCACGUGACUGGCGCAGGCACGUGCCAGUGCUUAUCCCGCACGCCUUUCUCGAUCACGUGCCCACGCGUACGCGCCUGCACACAUGCGUUGCCUGCAUCGCCACGGACGAGUCGCAUGGCCAGGCGAGGGCGUUCCUCGCUCAGCUUGCAAACAACCAAAACCUCUUCUCCCUAUCCGUUCACGUCGCCUUUGUCGGCGAGCACGCAUGUCGCGCAACGAUGCACGUCUUAAAGCAGGUUCUACUCUCGUGCCCGCGUCUCACCCGUAUUCCAUUGCUCUAUAUCGGGCCGCCUGAAGGCGUUAUGGGUAUAUCUAGACCGGGGGCCCCGUACUGCGGGCUGGGCCUGUCUGGGGGCGAGAGACUGCCGGCGCUGGAGGAGCUUGGCGUUACGAUCUAUCCGUGGGGCUAUGUGCCCACGGCAGCUCUCCUCGCCAUGUAUGGUAUUUAUUGUGCCGCAUAUCCCGAGAAGGUUAAUGAGCUGCAAUAUUGGGCUGAGACGUUCGAUUGGUCGCGAAUACGCAGACUAAAUGAUAUCCCUUCUACCCUAGGGCUGGAUAUUGUUCCGAAACUAAUAGCUCUCAAAGAAGUUGUCUUCGAGCACCGAUUCGGCCGGCAAUGGAACAAAGCUACGUUUCUAGAGCAAGUUCCUACAGAGCUCGAGCUUGUAAGCAUUCCGGCUUGGAGCUACGUCAGUAGUAAGCCUGGUCCCAUUAUUCGGCACGGAGCGGCGCUGCGCAAAUUAACGAUCCAUUGUAUGGAGCCGUGGACGGCUGGUAGUCUCGUAACCGAUGCAGAUCUAGUCGCCUUGUGCAACGGCCUCCCGUAUCUUACAGAGCUAGCCCUGGAUAUUGCCAGGAACAAAAACGAGAACGACUGGCCCUAUAGCUCGCUCGAAAUUAUUGCGAGGUUUCCGUACCUGCAAAGCGUCAAACUAUGGUUCGAGCUAGGCUAUGGACUUCCUUCACGGCCAAUACCACACGUCACUGUUUCUGCAGCCCAUCAUCUUUUUGCCUACCUCCGGGAGCGGAACAGAAAUAUACAGCGUCUUGAGCUUUCCUCGGGUGCUCCGAGUACUCCGAGCCAGGCGACCUGGACUCCAGACUCGGAUUGGGCGAUACAGAAUUCUGUCCGCCUCCUAUGCGAGGUUUCGUUGCGUGAUGGUGAUGCAGUUAACGGGUUUAUUAGGGUGACAUGCCCGGAUUUUAGUAAGGAGAUGAAUGCGGAGCUUGGUCGUCGUGUUAAGGAAAAUAGGGAGGGUAGGAGAGGGCUAGCUGAGGAUGUAAUGGGAUUAUUGCUCGAGGUUGCACUUGAUGGACCGCUGACCCUGCAAGAGUGGAAGGCUUGGGUCGAACUGAUGCGGGGAUACGAGGCCCAGCGCCAGCAAAAAUCUGCUUUCAGGAGGCUCCUUUCGUGUAUCUCCAAGUGUAUCUGA